Vidua macroura (Pin-tailed whydah) is the source of this 3005-nucleotide messenger RNA. RefSeq names its product G protein-coupled receptor 157 (gene GPR157). Gene Ontology annotation, molecular function: G protein-coupled receptor activity. Lineage: Eukaryota; Metazoa; Chordata; Aves; Passeriformes; Viduidae. Gene Ontology annotation, cellular component: plasma membrane. The record is from RefSeq and is a predicted model, not a curated record. Bases 40 to 1197 code for a protein of 385 amino acids. Gene Ontology annotation, biological process: cell surface receptor signaling pathway; adenylate cyclase-activating G protein-coupled receptor signaling pathway. The transcript has 6 exons.
GUCCCCCCGCUGUCCCCGCUGUCCCUUGUCCCCCGGGCCAUGCCCGCCCCGCUGCCCCCCACGCGGCUGUUGGCCGCGGAGCGCGGGGCCGUGCUGCUGUCGUGCGCGCUGUCCUGCGCGGGCUCCGCGCUGCUGCUCUGCACCCACGCGCAGUGGCCGGAGCUGCGGACGCGGCCGCGGCAGCUGCUGCUCCACCUGUCCCUGGCCGACCUGCUCUCGGCCCUCUCCUACUUCUACGGGGUGCUGCGGGACUUCGAGCGCACCUCGUGGGACUGCGUCCUGCAGGGCGCCCUGUCCACCUUCGCCAACACCAGCUCCUUCUUCUGGACCAUGGCCAUCGCCCUCUACCUGUACCUGACCAUCGUCAGGGGCUCGCCCACGGGCACGGGCUUGCUCUGGGGCUUCCACGCCGUGAGAAACCAUAUUGUUGCUCCCAAAAUACUGACUACAUCUCCACUUAAAAGCAAAGCAAACAAACAAACCAGUGGCAGAAUGAAGCUGUGGAUUGCUUUGUGUGCAGAGUUUCACUUUGGAAUCAGAAGCUGGGGUGUCCCCCUGGCCAUCACGGUGGCCGCUGUGGCUCUGAAGAAGAUUGGCUACGACGCCUCCAAUGUUUCUGUGGGCUGGUGCUGGGUCAACCUGGAUGCUGAGGAUCGGCUGCUGUGGAUGCUGCUGACGGGGAAGGUCUGGGAGAUCCUGGCCUAUGUCACCCUGCCAGUGCUCUACAUCCUCAUCAAGAAGCACAUUAACAGAGCACACGCCGCGCUCUCCGAGUAUCGCCCCAUCCUGCCCGGAGCCCCUGCCCUGCAGCCCCGCGCCAGCGUGGCAGACAAGAAGCUGAUCCUCAUCCCCGUCAUCUUCAUCUUCCUCCGCAUCUGGAGCACGGUGCGCUUCGUCCUGACCCUCUGCGGCUCCCCCGCCGUGCAGAACUCCGUCCUGGUUGUCCUGCACGGAAUUGGGAACACGUUCCAAGGAGGAGCCAACUGCAUCAUGUUCGUGCUGUGCACGCGGGUGGUGCGGGCCCGGCUGCUGGCCCUGCUCUGCUGUGGCCACUGUGGCGAGCUGGCCUGGGCUGGCCAGGGGUCCCCCAGCUCCUGGCAGCGCCCGCAGCCCCACGGGGACAGGGACAGGGACAAGGACAAGGACAAGGACGUGCCUGGCCCCGGGCAGACGAAGCCGCUGCUCCCCAGCACCUGAGCUGGCCCUGGCUGCUGCUGAUUCCUUCUCUCAUGGUGCAGGGUGGUGGCACAGCCCCACAGAGGGAGCUGCAGCCCGGGGAAAGCGGCGCUGGAGAGGCUGAGCCCUGGACAGGUCCCGUUCCUCACUCACCCCGCAGCCUCUGCUCCUCAGCCGUGUCAGGAUCCUCUGGAACAGACUGCACUCCAGUUUAUCUCCGCUCCUUCCCUCUGCCUCUGCUGGGAAUCUGAACAUUUGUUUGGGGUCUCUCUUUUCUGCCUGCCGAGGCCAGUGCGUGGUGAGUUCUGAGCUGAACAAACCCCGGGGCCAGGAGACCUCCAGGAGCUGCUGGAAGGACUGGCCUGGGCAUGGCUUUCACUCGUGGUGUGGGAGCCCUCCCGGGGGCUCCAGCCUGGCUCUGUUCUUCACUUGAACAGGGACAAAAUAAUAUUUAUUUUGUGGUGCUGAUGGAUGGUGCCUCUGGAUGUUUACCCCUCCGUGGUGUUUAGGGGCUGUCACCACUGGGGUUUGUGGUGGCAGAGUGGGGCUCUCCUGAGGGAAUCAGAGCCCUGCAGGCUCCCUUGGUGCUCAGGGAUGUGGGGAUGUGCCCCAGGCUCCAGCAGGGACAGCCCCUGCCAGCAGCAGGACAGUGCCUGGCUCAGAGCUCCUGGGCUUUGUCUGUGCCUUGGGCCUGCUGGGUCAGACUGGGGAGGGCUGGGGCUUUGUGUGCCAUUUGGAGAUAACGUUUUACCUCAUUCACAGCUCCUCACUUGCUCGUUUUUUAAAGUAUUUUCUCCAACUUUUACAAAAUAAAGCUCAGUUUCUUUACCAGGACAUGCCCAGCAUUGCAUUUGUGCAGCACAAACAGGAUCUCGUCUGGCUCUUGGUCCCAGAGCCCCAGCUCUGCUGCUGUUCCCUGCAGAGUCCUUCCUACUGCUGGGGAUCAGACUCAAAUCUCCCUCUCCGUGUCUGAUUGGAAGCCAUUUGGAAGCUGAUAAAUCAGGGUCUGUGUACAGCUUAUUUUUAGGCAAACCAUUAAUUUCUGAAAUCCUUGUCUCACCUAAAGUCCCGUUGUCGCUCCGGGGCCCAGAACACUGAAUUAGCUUUGCCUGAACAUGCAAUUCCUUCCCAAAAUGCAGGUGAGAAGGUGUCACUCGUGGAUAUAUUCUGAGGGAUGUCUCCUCAGGGUGGGCACCCUGCAGCAGGGCUGGCUGCCAGCUCCUGCUCAAACUUCACAUUUUAGAGCUCACCACUGACGUUCUCCAGCACAUUUACUGUCCUGCAAACUAAGUUUGCCCUAUUAAUCAUUUUUUCCCCCCAAAGAUAUCAAGGUAUGAUAGGAUCCAGCCUUGAGCACAGAUCAUUAGGCUGAGGGUGGAUAAAUCCCUGCACACGUUCCCUGCAGGGGAACUCUUGCCAUGAGCUGGGUGAGGGCAGGGGGGACACGGAGCAGAGUGGAAGUCUCCAGGCACACAUGCUCUGGGGUGAAGAGCAGAUGUAAAACUUGGGAUGUGCUGCAGCUGAAAUGGAAAACGUGCUUGUAAAAUGCCUGUAAAAUCAGCUCUUUGCUCGUUCCUGGCUCUGUCCUUUGCCAAGUCCAACAGCAUCCCAGCUGCUGAAGAUGUCACACCCCUGCAAUUGCUUUGAAAAUCCAAGCAGUUGAUUUACCAUCCUGUCUCCCUUCACCAACCUCUUCCAAGAUCAUCCCGGUGCCAAUUACAACCACAGAGAUGUUGUUGCCACACUCCUGCUGUGUUUGGAAAGUAUUCCAACUGUUCUGCUGCCAUAAGCAAAUAUCUACUCUGAUGAAGGGGUUUUGAUGGCAAACA